Messenger RNA from Falco peregrinus (peregrine falcon), 4433 nucleotides. RefSeq names its product mitochondrial ribosomal protein L32 (gene MRPL32). Gene Ontology annotation, cellular component: mitochondrial large ribosomal subunit. Gene Ontology annotation, biological process: translation. The record is from RefSeq and is a predicted model, not a curated record. Gene Ontology annotation, molecular function: structural constituent of ribosome. Lineage: Eukaryota; Metazoa; Chordata; Aves; Falconiformes; Falconidae.
UCCCUGCAGCGCUGCGAGGAGCGCCGGGCUCGCGGUUUCCCAGAAGGCUCAGCGACAGGUGCGCAUGCUCAGUGCUCCUCUGAGGCUUUGGCGGUGCUCUGAGGGGCUAUAGUGGUUCAGGUGAUGUUUUUUUCUCCCCUGCCGCGGCUUCGUGGUCUCCUUCAGCGCUGCUGGGGACAGCUGGAACAUGGCCUCUUGCCGAGUUUCUGCAGGAGCCAGAGCCCGCCCUGGGGACCAGCACUAGCUCUCCAAGCUCCAGCUUUUCUUCCACAACCGGUAAAUGACACCAGUGAAAGUAAUGAGGCACCAAGCCUGUUGGAUAGCAUCUUGUGGAUGGAGGCGCCAAAGUCGCGGCACACCAUUGAAGUGAAUCGCUGCAGGUGAAGAAACACCCCUAAGCUUAUAAAAGUAAAGAGGAACAUAGAUGUUUGUCCUGAGUGUGGAAACUUGAAACAGAAACAUGUCCUGUGUGGCUACUGUUAUGCAAAGGUCAAAGAAGAAACUCAACAGAUACGGCUGGAAAUGUGUAAAAAGGAACGAGGACCAUUUAGUGCUCCAACUGUAGAGACAACAGUCCUUUAUGAUGGAGAAAAGCCCACAGAAAAAGAUGAAGGCAAGCGGAUCGUUGAAAGAGCCAGGAAGCAUCUGUCUUGGUUUGUUCAAAAUUAAUGCUGUAGACCUAAUGCUAACAAAACCAGUUGCCAAAGCAGGAAAGAUCAUGAUUUUAAAGAAUGUUUUCCUCAUUCAGUGUUGAUACAGAAACCCUAUGAACUUUUGGAAAGCCUGCUUGAAAUCAUGUCAUGCCAUAGAAAUUUGCCGUCAGGUGUUGUUUCUAUAGCAUGCAGUGGGAAUUACGUCUCAGUGAUACAUCAUAGCCACCAACAGUUGAAGAGAAAUCAGGUUCUGCAUUGGGUUUGGACUUCUGCAUACAGUACACUGAGUAAUUUGUAUGCUAAUGGUUCUAUGCUGGUUUUAGGUGUGAAUAACACUUGUGUAACAAAGGGAAAACAAAGGAAAAAGGGGGGAAAAGUAUGUUAAGUUUAAGGAAGCCUGCUUUCUGAUUUUGGCUGCUGCUUUUUGGGAGAGGGGGAAUAAAGUUCAAACCCAAUAUGGAUUAGAUACAAAAGAUAUUUACAAGGAAAGAUACAGUUGUCUGGUUAUUUCCAUGGCUCUUACAGAAUCUGCCUGGAUUUCUCCCUUCAAAGUGCCCUUGGUUUCUUGGGCAAAGUAGCAAAUCAAAAUUUUGGAUGGAAAAUCUGUAGAUUUGAGAAGAGUCAAAGCUGAUCCUUUGCAGCCAUUGCCAUUAAGUAGUCUGGGUGGUCUGUGUGUGCUUGGAAAACCGCAAAGAACAGUGAGCAGUUCCUGCGUGUCUUGAGUCUUCUGCAGAAAGAGGGCAGCUGUGCCCUCUAAUGUCCAUUGGUACUUCAGUGGUAUGGUUACAGCAUCUAGCUGGGGAUUUUCACUGUUGCAUUUAAGACUGUUUUGAAUUUUAGGUUGGGACUUACAUACAUAAACAGUACUGUUGGAUAUUAUGGCUCAGCUAUUUCCUGCCAAAAAAUGCAAGCGUGCCCCUAACCCUGGCUAUGUUGCCUCUGUGUCUCUUAGGCACUUGAGUGUAUCUGCUCCUUGUGCUGGCCUUGUUUGGGGAGCUAUGCUUACAGAGAACUGAUCCCUGGCUUUCUACAGCUUGGUGUUUAGUGGGUACCUCCCUCUAGCUUGGCUUGUGUGAGGGUCCAAAAAGUGGCACUGUGAAUGGGAACAUGAAAGUGAAGGACACAGGAACACACUUUCUGGAAUAGCCUUUGUUUGUAUGUGGGUGAGCCAAUUAUGCCUGCUCAAGGAUGGGGCUUGUGUGUGCUUUAAUGAUGCACUUCUGUGUUGCUUGCUCUGGAUUCCAUGUUCUGAAACAUAACUGGUGGGAAUAGAUGUUAGUGGAGAUGUUACAUUUCUUCUGUAGUCUAAAGGAACAAUGAAAGCUGCUAAGUGUAAAUUGAUGCCAUUUAAUUGAUAGUGUCCAAGCAAACAAUAUAAGCUCUUUUGAUUUGUCCAAACCAGGAUUUAUUCCAGUUGUAUCUGUUUUACACUUGUUCAGAACUGAAGCCAAAAAAAGGUGGCAAGCAGGAUGCGGAGUGGAAAGCUUACUUUUGACAGCUGCAUGGCAUGAGAGUGACAUGUUGGAGGUGAGGUUAGCCAAGCAAUAAGGCAGAUAUUUUUUCCAGAGGGAAAGGUGUGUCUGUAUUUCAGGGAGAGGUGGGGGUUUUUUGUUUCAUUGUCCAUAUAUCAUAGGACCAGUUACACCUUACUGUCUUAGUUGUUUGUUGGGGUUUUUUUUUGACAAAGCUUCUGUAGAGAAAUAAUCUAAAUUAGUCUGGGAUGUUGAGAGUCAUAAAUUAAUUUCUCAGUAAAACAGAAGUAUUAUUUAAAGAAAAGAAGAAAAUUAUUUUUCUCUAUGAGAGAGGACAUGUGCUUUCUGCUAAUGGAGUAAUAAUUAUAAUUGGUAGUAUAUUGCAUUAGUUUACCGAGUUACAGGAUCAGUGAAGCAAUGAAGAUGCUUUACAAAUAGAGUUCUUAUGAAACAUGAGUGAAGUUAGGUUGUGUCAACACUAGAAAUUUUAAGAUACUUGCCAGGUCACAGUUAAGUAAUGAUUCAUUUGACAGCCAUAGUGCUUAUGUUAGUACUGCAGUUGUGCAAUCUGGACAAAAGGAGAUGCUUGGUAAUGUUUCAUAGUGGUUUCUGAGUAAUUUGGGCUGGGGGGAAGUAAAAUAUCUGGUAUUUGUGAUCACUAAAAGAAAAAUUAGAACUGACAAAUAUUGAAGAUUUGUAUGUGCAGUUCUAGUACCAGUUAAUUUUUUGAGAAAGGAAUUGUCUUCAAUGAGAGUCAGAACAGUUUAGUGGGAAUGACGUUCCUUUCAAAAGAAAAGGAAAGCUGACUUUCAUAGCUUCGUUUUAUUAACAAAUAAUAGUUAAGUCCAGAAUUCCUCUACAAUAUGUGGCAUGCUCUGUUACUUGGAAUAAACAAUGUUUAUGUGUAAUUUUGAAAGAAGUACAGAUUGCAACAGUGAUAAUAUAUAAACAUACACUUUUGAAACAAUGUAAAGUAAAGGUAACAAAAAGCAUGCUAGUUGUUACAAGUGCUAUACUCCAAAAUCCAUUUUAAAACAAAAAGUAUGUUUGUUUAAAAACAAAAAGUACCCCAAGGCAUACCUUGGGAGCUUCACUUUGAUACAUUGGGAAGCUGCUAGUAGUUGAAAAAGCCAUUCUGUUUUGUCUGAAAAUUUCAUAUGAUUAAAUACACGUUAUAUUUGAUUAUGCUUUUCCUCUAUAAUGAUCUUAUGUAAAAAUUAAUUUAUUUUAUAUUUUAGAAAGAUCCAGGAAGAUUAUGUAACAUCAUAAAACACAAGAAUGCCAGUUGCUAAACGAUUUUGUAUUCUACUAAUAUCUGCGGUGAUAGAGGUGAUCUCUGGUGGUGAUCAAUUAUGAUAUCCAUAGAGGCUGAUAAACUAAGUUUCUCUUUAAUCUCCCAUUUAGCAAGGAAAUUUUAAUAAAGGGUUUCUGCACAGCCCUCCUGUAUUCUUAUUGAACACGCUAUGCCAGCAAGAGCUGUUAGUUCAUAUAAAAUAUACUUCUUUAAAGCACUAGAUGGCAGAGGAGUAUAGCUUUCUGGUGGGUACAAAGCAAAAGGCAAAGAUCACUAGUGAGAUAGGAAACAGUGUCAGAUUCAAGGAAUUUGCACCUGUGUAAGCAAAAAUCUGCAGAAAGACCGAAUUUGCAAAGUACAAAGAAAAAUAUUACACUUGUUAUGGACAUAAACUAAUCUAUUGUAAUUCAUUGUCCCAGCUAAAUUUAAUCAGAUCUAUAUUAAGAACUUAUGUGCUGGCUUUUCUGUAUAUUUAUGCACUUCUGCUCUUUGCUGGGUCAAUUACUUGAAACUGCACUUGUACCUAUCAUUUUUCCCUAAUAAGAUAGUGGAGCUCUUUUUACAUCUCUUUUACAGAUGGCUUCCUAUGCUGCUUGGUAUGCCUGGUAUAUUCAGGUAGUUGACAUUUUAUUUAUGCAGCUAGAAAGUCCUGCAAAUAAUAGGUCUGGCGGCAUUCCAAUGAAUUUCAAUGUGUAACUGCCUUGGAUUUGUAGUCAUAAGGAUCAAUUUGCAAACAGCAGGCACGAAGUGGAAAGGAAAGAAGACCAAUGUGGUGUCUAAAUGAAUAUUAGUUGCUCGGAAGGGAAUAGAAGAUUGUGUGCCCCAUAAAAGUUUUUAAAUGUUUUGCAAGUGCACCAGUGAUAAAAGUGUAUCUAAAGAUACAUCUUUAGAACUUACUUCUUAAUUAGUAUUUAAAUAAGAUAUUAGCAAAAAUCCUUCUUUUACCUGACAUGAUUGCAUUAUGUAAUUUAUACAGCGAAUGAGGAUCAGUAAAUAAAAGUUGUUUCCAAAUAA